Messenger RNA from Trichophyton verrucosum HKI 0517, 639 nucleotides. RefSeq lists its product as uncharacterized. The record is from RefSeq and is a predicted model, not a curated record. The transcript has a single exon. Bases 1 to 639 code for a protein of 212 amino acids. NCBI's taxonomy places the organism in Eukaryota, Fungi, Ascomycota, Eurotiomycetes, Onygenales, Arthrodermataceae.
AUGCAGCUUAGGUUCAAGAAGGUCUUGCUAUCGGCAGCACUGCUCGCUCACCUGUCGAGCUCACUGCCGCUGAUAUCUCAUCUGCCCCGGGGAGUACCUUACUCAGUUGUCCAGGUUGACGGAGGGCCUGAAACGCCUUCAACCGAUAUAUAUGCGACGGUCACUGUUGAUAAACCUGGCUCGACUCUACCUCCAGUCACCCAUACAGCAACGAUCACCCACACGGUGCAGCCUUCUGUUUCGACAACUACUACUACAACCAUUACCUCGACGACAUCCUAUACCUCACCAUCGUCGACAACGCCUCAAACAACAAUAACAACGACUACACCUCCACCAAACACACCCACAUCGACGUCAACCACAUCAACUACAACAUCAAGCUCUCCAACGUCAACACCUGCCACUACCUCAUCAAGUCAGGUUACCACGACAACCACAUCCAUGCCUACAACUACUACCCAUGCCACGUCAACCAAGCAUACCUCUGUAACGACGCAAUUUCCAACCGCGCCUACUACGACCUACCCGCCGGUAUCCUCUCAUAUGCCACUUCCGACUGGUGCAGCCAACAGCCCUAUACAGGCUGCUUCUAUGACAUUUCACAUGCCUUCGCUUAUCCCUCAUGUUGGUGCAUAA